Molecule: messenger RNA, 537 nt
Organism: Dichomitus squalens LYAD-421 SS1
Lineage: Eukaryota; Fungi; Basidiomycota; Agaricomycetes; Polyporales; Polyporaceae
Product: peptide methionine sulfoxide reductase
Exons: 5
Coding region: 1-537 (178 amino acids)
Molecular function (GO): peptide-methionine (S)-S-oxide reductase activity
Source: RefSeq, a predicted model, not a curated record
AUGUCUGGCAGCGACUCGCCCGAAGUAGCGACCUUCGCCUCUGGGUGUUUCUGGGGCGUCGAGCACAUCUUUCUGAAGCACUUCCCUCCUAAGGAGAACAAGGGCAUCCUGAAGACCACGGUCGGGUACACCGGUGGGCAGGAGGAUGCGACGAACCCGGACUACAAGACUGUGUGCACCGGCACGACGAACCAUGCGGAGGCGGUCCGGAUCGAGUUCGAUCCAAGCAUAGUGAAGUACGAGGAGCUCGUCGAGUUCUUCUACCGUACGCAUGAUCCUACGACAGUCAACAGGCAGGGUAAAGAUACCGGUACACAGUACCGUUCCGCCAUCUUCUACAACACCCCGGAGCAGGAGGAGAUCGCGAAGCGCGUCACAAAAGAGGUGCAGAAGGAGCACUUUGACCCUGUUGGGAAGAAGAUCGUUACGCAGAUCGUCCCGGCUGGCCAGUGGUGGGACGCAGAGGACUACCACCAGCUAUACCUGUUCAAGAAUCCCUCGGGAUACCAAUGCGAGAAUCACCGCCUACACUGGUGA